This is a messenger RNA of Elaeis guineensis (African oil palm), 1380 nucleotides long. Its product is annotated as xyloglucan endotransglucosylase protein 7. Gene Ontology annotation, molecular function: xyloglucan:xyloglucosyl transferase activity; hydrolase activity, hydrolyzing O-glycosyl compounds. The record is from RefSeq and is a predicted model, not a curated record. Gene Ontology annotation, cellular component: cell wall; apoplast. Gene Ontology annotation, biological process: xyloglucan metabolic process; cell wall biogenesis. NCBI's taxonomy places the organism in Eukaryota, Viridiplantae, Streptophyta, Magnoliopsida, Arecales, Arecaceae.
UGGCAAGUCAGUGCACAAAGGCAGCAGGGAGGGACAACCUGUGGAGCUGGAUACGCCAAAAGCUGAUGGCAAGGAAACAGCUCCCCACCUUCCUCUUCUUAACCACAACUGUGUCACCUCACACUCCAGACCUGUCUCCAGUCCAUUGCCAGCUCCCAGCAGAACCAUCCAUUUCCCUUCCUAAAUCCCACCAGCGAAUCAAUUGUCUCAUCCUCUCAGCUACAAAAAGCCAGCAGCCUGAGUUUCUCUUCCUCACUCUCAUCACAACAGCCAUUCCAACACUCAGUAAUCUCAAAGCAUGGCGCCCUCUGUUGCUUCUCCCUCUGCUGGUGCCAUUAUGGCAUUAUUGUUCCCUCUUCUUGCAUGCUCUUUGAUGGCCAUUGCCUCUGCAGGCAACUUCCACCGGGACUUCCAAAUCACUUGGGGCGACGGACGUGCUAAGAUCCUUGACAAUGGGCAGCACCUAACCCUCUCCCUUGACAAAGCCUCCGGUUCCGGUUUCCAAUCAAAGAAUGAGUAUCUCUUCGGAAAGAUUCACAUGCAGCUCAAGCUUGUCCCUGGAAACUCUGCCGGCACUGUUACCGCCUACUACUUGUCUUCACAAGGACCAACUCAUGAUGAGAUUGACUUUGAGUUCCUUGGCAACCUCAGUGGAGAUCCUUAUACGCUCCACACCAAUGUUUUCACUCAGGGGAAGGGGAACAGGGAGAUGCAGUUCCACCUUUGGUUUGAUCCCACCAAAGAUUUCCACACCUACUCUAUCCUCUGGAACCCAAGACACAUAAUUUUCAUGGUUGAUGGCAUACCAAUCAGAGAUUUCAAGAAUCUGGAGUCGAGGGGCAUCGCAUUUCCAAAGAACCAACCUAUGAGGAUAUACUCCAGCCUCUGGAAUGCUGAUGACUGGGCUACGCAGGGGGGGCGCGUCAAGACCGACUGGACCAAAGCCCCCUUCACUGCUUCAUACAGGAAUUUCAAAGCCGAUGCAUGCGUUUGGUCGUCUGCUGCCUCCAACUGUCCUUCAAAGAAAUCUAGCACUGACUCGGCCAGCGAUGACUGGUGGAAUCAGGAGCUGGAUUUCACAAGCCAAGAAAGAAUGAGAUGGGUGCAGAACAACUACAUGAUCUACAACUAUUGUACUGAUCUCAAGCGUUUCCCUCAGGGCCUGCCUCCAGAGUGCUCCUUGGCCUGAAGAGUGAAGAAAAAGAGCGAAGAUCAUUCUUUAAUUCAUUCAUUAUUAGAUAUAUAGAUCUUAGCAACAUAUCUUUUAGUGUCUUUUUUGUCCUAGACAGAUAGCAUUAUAUGCGGAAUUAUAUUCUCAUUGCAAUGUGAUACCAUGAAUUGAAUGAAAGCACCAUAUAGGUGUUGCAUUCAAAAGUUUAG